AUGGCGACUGCAAGCCGGACCAUGUCGCCCGGGGGUUCCCUCCUCCGGGCUUCGCGCAUGUUCUCGCUGCCCCAAGCAAUACCGCCGCCGCCCGGCGACUUCCAGGCGGCCACCAGCUACAACUCGGACACGGCCACCCAGGCCUACCCGACCCUGCAGACCGUCACCGCCCCUGAGAACUUCAGGCAGCGCGGCGAUUGGGGCUUCAAGCGCAACUUCCCCAUGCGGUCGACCGCCAGGACAAGCACGCCCUAUCUCCGCAUCAAGCAGGUCGACUCCAUCGAGCACGUCACCGACUUCGCCUCGGCCGCCGACCAUGCCUUGACGCUGGAGAAGUGGCAGGAAAUGAACAUUGCCAUAUCCCUCCCACACACGAUACCUCAGUCAGCGACAUCCACGCUUCGUUCCAUGGAGGUGAAUGCGAAGUCCGUCUUCGAGAGCAAGUACGAUUUCACUGCGAUCGACGAAAAGAAGAUCAGCGAGUCGGGCCAGAUGCGAUGGAAGUACAAGGGCCCAUGGCUGGCCAAAUUGACGGAGGGAGAGUUCCAAAAGUACAUUCAGAAGCAUGUGCGGCCGAGGAAGACCGAGUUCCGCCAGUUCCUGCGCGAGCAGCUUGCUGCCAAGCUGACACAGGACGCGAAGCUCCGCGCGAGCGAGGAGGGAGGUCAGGAGGAAGCUGUGCGCGUGCAGGAGGUGCAGCCGGGCGAUAUCACCGAGGACCAGCUUACUGCCUUUUUGAGGGAGUUGCGCCAGGACCGUCAGUCCCUCUUCGACCUUGUUGGGAAGUUCCUGGACCUUGCGCCAAUUGAGCCUCCACAGACCCCGAAUUAUCUGGAGAACCUGAUGGUUGGGCAAGCAAGGACUCUGGAUCGCGACAACCCCUAUGCCCUGCACGGGCCCCCUGUCACACAUCCCUCGGCGGGUCUAUCCUAUCUGCGGACGACGUCUUACAUGGACAACCACCCUGCCUACGGGCCCCUGAAGUACCACCCCCCAGUCAAGGGCAGAGUCUUUUUGUCGAGCACCGACGCCACUUCCUUCGGAAAGUCUGGCAAUCUGGGUAUCGGUGGUUUCGUCGUCGGCUCAAAAGGAAGCAACACAGAGUACCGCAGUUCGGACCGCCGCCUUGACCCGACUGUUAAGGGUGGUCAGAAGCUAUGGGCACACAUCUUCUCGGCGCAGCUCACUUCCCAAGGUCGGGUCAUGCUGGGCGCCGAGGAGGUGCAGGGUGGGGCUACUAAUGAAUCGAGAAUGGUGCAGGAGGAGAUGGUGGGAAAAAAGCAGGUCUUCCACAAGGAGGCAGAAGAUAGCACUCAAGACUUCAUGCUGCCCAUGAGGGGACCGAGAUCAGCGGCCAGGCUGGACCGCAGGGGUCGCUACGUCGACCCUAAAAUCACCCCAGGAAGCGGCGAGAAAUACGGAAUCAAGUUGGGUCGGUCUAGGGGCAGAGAUAAACCACAAUAA
This is a messenger RNA of Diaporthe amygdali, 1464 nucleotides long. RefSeq lists its product as uncharacterized. Gene Ontology annotation, molecular function: structural constituent of ribosome. The transcript has a single exon. Gene Ontology annotation, biological process: mitochondrial translational initiation. Bases 1 to 1464 code for a protein of 487 amino acids. Lineage: Eukaryota; Fungi; Ascomycota; Sordariomycetes; Diaporthales; Diaporthaceae. The record is from RefSeq and is a predicted model, not a curated record. Gene Ontology annotation, cellular component: mitochondrial small ribosomal subunit.